GAUUUAUCCGGAUUUAUUAAUUUGAUCGCUUUAUUUUAGCAUUUACACACUCAAGUUUGAGUUCCCGUGUAAACAAAAAGGAGAGAGACAAAUUUUAGAAGGGAAAAACCUACUGCCAGUGAACGUAUUUCAAGUGUAUUUGAAUGGCCACAUCAGGAAAAGAAUUGUUAGUCAGAAGAAAACUUGGAUUGUUUUUACGGAGUCAUGAACUGGAGGAUAGUAUAGGCGAUAUAGAUGAGAUUGUUCUGAGUUAUGUGAUCAGCAUCCUGGAAGACCUUGGAAAUGACAGUCAUCCAGAUGAGAAUAUUGAUGUGGACCAGUUUAUUGAGAUGAUGCAGGCCUAUAUUCCAGGAUUUGGGACCAUAGAUAGUUUGGAAGUUUGUGAAUGGAUGUUUGAGCUAUCUAACACAAUUACAGCUGACAAUCAAGAUCUGAAUCAAAGCACAGUGACUGCUGAAGAUGAAGCGUUGCGUAUAAAGGGAGAUAAACACGAAAUUCCACAGACAGAGGAGGAAUCAAAAACUGAAGUCAAUGGAAAUGUUAUGGAGAAUAUGGAACCAGAUGAAGAUGUCAAGAUGCUUCUUGAAAUGUUCCCCAAUUCCUGCACACUUGAGAUUACCCAUUGUCUGGGGCUUGUGAAGGGGGAUCUGGAAUCAGCUGUACAGCUGGUACUGGAGAGAGAGGAGGCGGGCACCAGCAUCAAAAGGUCAAAGGAAAAAUCCAAAUCUGCUUGUGAGAGAGGACCCUUGCUGUUAGAUGACAAAGCAAUGAAGAAAAAGAUGAUUGAAAGAUAUGGCUAUCAAGAUACAGAUGAUGAUAAGAAGACAUUCAAACCACCACCCCUUAAACAGGAACCAAAGAAGAUGGUUCGCUAUCUUGAUGGUCGUAUCGUGAGCACAAAAGGAGAGCGAUUUACUGAGAUUAAAAAGGAAGAUACAGAGGAGCUGAAAAAGACUUUCAUAAACCUAAAACCUGCAAAAAAGUAUCGUUUUCAUUGAUAUCGGAGGUUUCAAUCAGUCAUUAGGAUCUCUUAUCACCUUUUACAUCAACGCUUUUGUCGUAAUAUACUGUGGUCUUGUCGAUAUUCUUGGGCAUGAAAUUUUGUGGAUUUCUCAUUUUUGUUAAUACCAGUACAUAAUUUCAUGGAAAGGUACUUUUUGUUCCUUCAUUUUAAUUGUACUACAUUAAUCACUUCCUGUCUGGCAUCUGACCAUAAAGACGAAGAAAACUGGGCGGGGCCAGGUAUGCAAUGAAAAAUUCAGAAACUACAACAGAAGUUUGAAACAUUUGACAUACAAAAUGUCUACAUUCCCAAUACAUACACUGAAUGUGUUCAAUAUAGAAUAUCUGCAUGUAAAGAUUUUUACUACAAUGCAAGAAACAAUACGUACAAGCAUUCACACAAAAGUCUUGCCAAUUAAGCAUUUAUAUAUAUGUAACUCUGUUAAGGGUCCUGAAUUGAACAAAUGUGUGAUCUUCAUGUGAUAUUUUUCAUAUCAGCAUUAUACAUUUAGAGCAUUAUUAAUGUUCAAGUUUUAAUUUUAGUCAGUUUUAUUUCAUCUCUUGAAAGAAAUUUAUUUAUAUUGUCCAUAAACACAUUUUUAAUUGUCUUUAAUGUUGAACAAAGAAAUUUUCUAUUAAAGGCUUCUAUACAGCUUACUGACAACAGACACAAUAAAGGCAUAGUUUGGGUAGAUUUUGAAAUAAGGAUAUCACUACAAUCAUGACACAGGGAUAUCACCCAUUUAUUAUAUGUGAUACAUGGGUCACUGAUCUGAGUAGUGAUAUCAUCUACUUCAAAAUUUAAAAGAUGCCACUAAUAAACAAGAGGAGGAUGUCGUACGAUUGGAUCAAUGUCACUGGAAAAUGAUGAAGUGAUGCAUCUUAAUGAUUUCAAUAGGUACAUAUGUGUGAUCACUUGUUUAAAACGAUUCAGGGAUAUUACUUAAAUAAUUAUUCUGUGUAGUACAUGUACAUAUAUAGAUGAUAUCACUCAAAUGAAUAAGUGGUAGUUUUAGGGGUGGACAGGAUAUAGAAGGAGAAGGGAGACCACUCCUUUUCCCUGAUGAUAUCACGGAAUAUUCAUUUGAAUUAGUGAUAUCCAUAAUAAUUCUUUUUGUAAUGUCCCUUAAUUGCAUAUUAGUGAUAUAGGAAUUUAAUACAAGUGGAAGUUGAAAAGUCUACCUACAGCUACAGAACAAUUAGGUUAAUAAAAUUUAACUUCACUACGCAACGAGUUGUUAAAUUACAUUUGUAAGAUGCAAGCGUCUUCAUGUAGUGUAAAGUAAAUUUUUCAAACUAUAGUUUUUUGGCAUUUUUAAAGAGCAAUUCAGGUUAGUUGUGUAAUACUGCAGAAUCCUGUGUAGAGAGUAUGUAUUCCUCCUGUUGUAGGUAAUAUUUAUAUCACGGAGGUUUUUGUGGUUAUUGAUAUCAUCAUUUUAUUAUGUGUAUUUUUAGCUCACCUGAGCCAAAGGCUCAAGUGAGCUGUUCUUAAAAUCAGAAUUUGUCUGUUGUCAGCAUCAUUGGCAUUGUAAACUUUUCACAAUUUCAUCUUCUUCUUUAGAACUAUUGGACCAAUUUCAACCAAACUUGGCACAGAGCUUGAAUUAAGGGGAUUCAAGUUUGUUAAAAAAUGAAGAGCCAUCUCCCCUUCCAAGGGGAUAUAAUCAAGAAACAAAAAUAGGGUGGGGUCAUUUAAAAAUCUUCUUAAGAAACACUUGGCCAGAAAGGAUGAAACUUUUUUGGGAAGCUUCCUGACAUAGUGAAGUUUGCCCAAAUCAUGGCUCCCAGGAGUAGGAUGGGGCCACAAAAGAGGAUUAAAUUCUUAUGCGUAGGAAAAAUCUUAAGCACAACUGGGCCAUGAUUAGACAUAUCAAUAAGCAAGCAUCUUCAUGUAGUACAGAAUCAAGACCAUGUACACCAGGGGUAGGGUAAGGCCAUGUGCACCAGGGGUAGGGUAAGGCCAUGUACACCAGGGGUAGGGUAAGGCCAUGUACACCAGGGGUAGGGUAAGGCCAUGAUAGGGGAACAAAGUUUUAUAUGGGAAUAAAAAGGUUUUUAAAGAGCUUCUCAUGAACUGCUAGGCUAAGGUUAGUCAUGUCAACAAGCAAACAUCCUCAAGGGUAAUGCAAAUUCUAGUUUAUUCAAAUACUGGCCCUAGAGGGUCGGGUUGAACCACAAUAGGGAAUCUAAAUUUUAUAUGGCAAUAUAUGGGAAAUAUAUCUUUAGAUCUUCUACUGUACUGUAAAUUCAAUUCCCUGGUAAUCAUGACCUGGGAGGAUGGGGUUAGAUGGGGGCAUUGAAAGGUAAUCAAAGUUUAACAUGACAGCAUAUACAUGUUGGAGAAAAUCUUAUUCUCAAGAGCAGCAGAUGCUUCCAAUGCAUGGCAAUUCUUCGUGAGAAUGAAGAGCCCGUUUAAAAAUCAAUCUUCUGAUGAAGAACAGCAGGGCCAAUAUGACUCAGGUGAGCGUGUGACCCAUGGGCCUCUUGCUUUUUUAAUGAUGUUGAUCAUUCAGUUAAAACUACAAUUUUGAUGUAAACAAGUAUGUAUUUUGUGGAACAUACAUGAACAAGUUUUUCCUUUGAGGAAAAUUAUUGAACCCAGUUUUCUAAGGUCUGACAUUUAAUAUUGAUGAGCAUUUUGUGUAUUAUAUAUAUAUAUAUAUGUUUUUUCUUCUUCAAUUUUUACAUACCUUUUUGUUAUAUAUUUGAUGCAGUUAGAAUAAAUGUCUCAAAAAUUAUGAU
Messenger RNA from Ostrea edulis (European flat oyster), 3744 nucleotides. Its product is annotated as CUE domain-containing protein 2-B-like. Gene Ontology annotation, molecular function: ubiquitin binding. The transcript has 9 exons. Bases 144 to 998 code for a protein of 284 amino acids. The record is from RefSeq and is a predicted model, not a curated record. NCBI's taxonomy places the organism in Eukaryota, Metazoa, Mollusca, Bivalvia, Ostreida, Ostreidae.